Messenger RNA from Rosa rugosa (rugosa rose), 1562 nucleotides. RefSeq lists its product as uncharacterized. The record is from RefSeq and is a predicted model, not a curated record. Lineage: Eukaryota; Viridiplantae; Streptophyta; Magnoliopsida; Rosales; Rosaceae. Bases 243 to 1262 code for a protein of 339 amino acids. The transcript has 5 exons.
ACCCUAAAUUCACCACAAACCCCAGAGUCCAAUUACUUUCUUCCUCUCUCUCUCUCUCUCUUCUAUCCACUCUCUAUUUAUAACUUCAAUUACGAGGGACACAGAUAAAUAGGGCUCAUUCAAUUUUAUCCCAAUUCACAAUCCUAAUGUUUUGAUAAUUGAAGCUCAUGACAGAAGUGAGUGCGGUUGUUUAUCAAAUUAGGCCCCGCUGAGUAAAUGAUUUGGUCGUUAAGGUGGAGACAAUGGCAUUGGUUACCCAUCAAAUGCAGGGUUCGUUUGUGACAUAUCCGUCCAGGCCUUUGUCAUGGAGCAAGGGGAUGAAGUUGAAGCGGUGUCUAACAACACUUCACAUUGUUGGGAGAACAGAGAGUUGCUCUAUUAUAAAGCACAAUAUUUGUUUCAGUGUAGGGGCUUCUCCCAUGCGUGGACCAAAACUUAAACCAUUGAGAGUUUCAGCCUUCAAGGGCAAUGCCCAGAAUGAUAAAUCUGGAGGUAGAAAAGGUGGAUCAAAGCUUCCUAAGAAUUCAGUCAAACUAAAAGAGAAUGAGGAUACCAAAGCGGGAUCUCCCCAGGCAAAUGAUAUCCCUAUUUCCUAUGCCUCUGAAGCAAAUGAGAGUAUUGCAUCUUCCCCUGCCAUACAUAAUCUGUUUAAGAAAUGGUUGAGAAUGCUCCGAACGCAUUCAUCAGGUGAAGUAGUAGAUGGGAUUUUGGGAGAAGAACCUCCUCAAAAGGUGAUAUCAGAAACUGAGCAUGAGACUCAAAACGAGGAGAGAGAUGGUAUUCUAAGGAUGGUUUGGUGCAGUUUUCUCAGUCUAAAUGCUACAAUAAAAAUACCCUUGCUUAUCUUCAUCCCCUCGUACCUGGCAGUGAAUAUACUUUAUGGCGCCGAAGUUUCAAAGGAGUUAACUCCUUUGUGGGUUCUGGGACCCUUCAUUGCAGCUCUCUACAUCAAGAUGCUUCAGUGGUUGUGUGCGCUCUAUGUUUUCAGCUUUAAGCAGACUGUUAAAGUAAUCAAGAACUUGCCCACUUAUUACCUGGUGGCGUAUAGAUACAUUUUUCAUGGGAAGCUUAAAGAGGAUGUAUAUGCUCGUUUCUGGCAACCUGUAGUUGACAUUAAGAAUUUAGAUUACAAGAAACUGUCCAGAAGAAAGCUGAAAGUAUUACAAGAGUUAAUAGUGGAGAAGUACCUUGAUUUUGUGGAAUCAAUAUGGCCAUAUUAUUGCAGAGCAAUCAGAUUCUUAAAGAGGGCUAAUCUCAUUUAGAAGAGAAGUCCUUUGUUAGAUCAAUCGGCUGAAGUUGGAGUUGCUCCUGAUGAUGGUUGAAAAGGUAUUGAGUUUCUUUCAAGGAGCUAGCCAGUCCCAUUUUAGAUUGGGUUUCAUCUUGAUGUCUAGCUAGUCAACAAUCACGACAAGCAGAUUUGUCCGGGUUUUUGUAAUUUUUUUUGUAAGGCAGCAUUAGCAUUCUUAUUUUUGGAUGAGGUCCGUAUUAUUUUGCUUAUGUAAUGUAUUCAGCUGCUGCGAAUGUUCUUGAGGUUCCAAAAUGAGAAAGUAUCUUCAUUUCGA